Molecule: messenger RNA, 1574 nt
Organism: Tripterygium wilfordii
Lineage: Eukaryota; Viridiplantae; Streptophyta; Magnoliopsida; Celastrales; Celastraceae
Product: UPF0481 protein At3g47200-like
Exons: 2
Coding region: 162-1481 (439 amino acids)
Source: RefSeq, a predicted model, not a curated record
UCAAGUGAAUUAUACUGCAGAGUUUGGAGGACCAGAAACACCCAUAUAUGGCUGACUGAGUGGCUUAGUUACCAGAUCUGGAAGCAAAUAAUAGCAAAUCCAUCGGACCCUUUUUGCUGCGGAUCUUCAUAUUAUUCCAGGUUAUUAUUGUGUGAUUUAAUAUGGGGGAACCAGCUGAUAAUCCUCUUCAAAUGGAAGAAUGGAUAAUCGACAUUGUAAGGGAGCUCAAGGAAACAUCUCCAAUAUCUUCGAGUUGCAGCAUCUGCAAAGUUCCCAUGAACGUUCGAUCGGUAAAUGAAGAUGCUUACACUCCUCACAUCGUCUCAAUUGGACCAAUCCACCAUCAAGACAAAAAGUUAUUGCCUAUGGAGGAUCACCACCAUGGAGACAAAAAGUUAUUGCCUAUGGAGGAUCACAAACGGCGGUACCUACAAUCCCUCUUCAAGCGUACACAGAAACCUAUAGCAAUUCUCAAGGAUGCUUGUGAUACCAUCUUAGAUCUUGAUGAAGAUGUCCGUGCUUGCUAUGUAGAACCAAUCCUGUACAAUAAAGAGGAGCUUGCGAAAAUCUUAUUAUAUGAUGCAGGGUUUAUGCUUGAGCUUUUCUUCAGAUACUCUGAAAUGGGUUCGAAAGUACAAAAUGAUCCCAUAUUCACGACUUCUUGGAUGAUCUUGACACUGCAACGUGACUUGGCGCUUCUGGAGAAUCAGAUUCCUUUCUUUGUUCUAAAAGCUGUGUUUAAGCUUAUAGCGCCGCGUGGUACUGUUGGUCUUCCAACGCUCAAAGAGCUUGCUCUUCAAUUUUUCAAGUCAAUGUUGAAUAUCAGCGAAGAGGCAUUCCUGGCAAAAUGCAGGCAGAAGGGCAACCACUUGCUUCACUUGUUGCACAACUGUUAUCUUCCUUCAAAUCCUAUAGAUUCAAGAAGCAAGGGAGCAUGGGAAUUCAUACAUUGUGCAACAUCACUCAGUCAGGUUGGGGUAGUGUUUCAAAAGAAUACGACAAACAACUUGUUCGAUUUACAGUUCGACAAUGGCAUAUUCACAAUUCCAACGUUGCACGUUCAUGACACUACUGAUUCACUCUUCAGGAACCUUGUAGCAUUCGAGCAAUGUCAACAGGACAGUAAACAUUACAUUACAUCAUACAUCAUGCUCAUGGAUAGACUGAUCGAUACAGCAGAUGAUGUCGAGUUACUUCAAAGGGAGCGAAUCCUUGAGAAUGUUUUGGGUGGCGGAGAUGAUGUUUCAAAUCUCUUUAACAAUAUCGGCAGGCAAAUAGUUCUGAAAGACUUCUAUUUUGCAAGAUUAUGCAAUCAAGUUAAUGCCUACACUAAGUCCCGUCGACAUCGUUAUAUAGCUGCAUUGAGACGUGACUACUUUAAAAAUCCAUGGAGUAUUACGUCCUUCGUGGCUGCCGUUGCACUUAUUCUUCUUACUUUCUUGCAGACCCUGUAUACUUUACUUUCUUAUUACCAUAGUUGAUACUUGUUCUGCACUUUGUUCUUAAAUUCUCUGCUUAACCAAAAGACUUUUAUAAUAAUAAGAUGGAAGCCAGACCAAUGCCAUUAUGAGCCA